AUGCCCGGUAUUAAUCGAACUACGAUUGAGCAUCAAUUAAACACAGAUCCUACAUUCAAACCUAUCAGGCAAAAGCGAAGAACAUUUGCUGCGGAAAGGAACAUGGCUAUAUCAGAAGAGGUGAAUAAGCUUAUGAAAGCUGAUUUCAUCCAGGAGGUUCAUUAUCCCGACUGGUUGGCCAAUGUUGUUUUGGGUAUAACCAAAUCUCAAUGCACACGCCAGACAGAGAUAAAACCUCUUUCAUCACGGACAGAGGUUUAUAUUGCUAUAAGGAAACACCAGAUGAAGCUCAACCCAAGUAAAUGUGCCUUCGGAGUCUCCUCUGGGAAAUUCCUCGGUUACAUGGUAAGUAGAAGAGGGAUAGAAGCUAACCCUGAGAAGGUCCAGGCGAUUCUCAACAUGCAGUCUCCAGCAUCGACCAAGGAACUUCAAAGAUUGACAGGAAGGAUCGCAGCUCUGAACAGGUUGAUUUCCAGGGCGACCGAUAGGUGUUUGCCUUUUUCCGUGUGCUCAGUAAGCUUAGCCUUGGUCCGCGAAGAGGAUGGAAACCAGAAACCGGUAUAUUAUAUUAGUCGUGCAUUCAGGGGGGCGGAAGAAAGGUACCCAAGGAUAGAAAAGUUGGCAUUUGCUCUAGUUAUCUCCGCGAGGAAACUCAGGCCUUACUUCCAAGCUCAUACAAUAAUAGUAUUGACGGACCAACCACUUAGGCAGGUUCUCCGCAAACCUGAUACUUCGGGGCGACUCAUGAAGUGGUCGGUAGAACUUAGAGAGUUCGAUAUCCAAUACAAACCCCGAACGGCCUUAAAAGCCCAGGUACUGGCAAAUGUUAUAGCGGAAUUCACACCAGAAGAUGGGCCCGAGCAUGCUGUAGAUAAGCAGGAAGAAGCCGAAUCUACUUGGACGUUAUAUGUGGAUGGGUCUAUCAACGCCCGUGCAAGUGGGGCAGGGCUAGUAAUUAUCUCCCCAAAUGGGGAAUGCAUCAAAUAUGCACUCAGGUUUGGUUUUAAAGCAACCAACAAUGAGGCAGAGUAUGAAGCCCUCCUAGCAGGCCUCAGGAUAGCGAAAGCUUUGGAAGGGGAAUAUGAAGCCAAGGAUGAGAAGAUGAAGACCUAUUUACAUAAGAUAGAGGAUAUCAAGGGUUUUUUUAAGAAGUUUUCUAUUCACCGGAUUCCCCGAGAAGAGAAUGCGCAGGCAGACGCCCUGGCUCGACUGGCAACCACAGAGGAAGAUAAAGCCAUACCCGUGGGAUAUUUGGAUGAGCCUAGCACGGUCUGGGAUUGGCCACAGAAAAUACACCAGGUGGGCCAUGGCAUGGAGUGGGCAGAACCCAUUAUCAGGUACAUUGAGAACGAAGAGCUACCCCAGGACCGCAUGGAAGCAUGA
Cornus florida is the source of this 1383-nucleotide messenger RNA. RefSeq lists its product as uncharacterized. The coding region runs from base 1 to 1383 and encodes 460 amino acids. Gene Ontology annotation, molecular function: RNA-DNA hybrid ribonuclease activity; nucleic acid binding. The record is from RefSeq and is a predicted model, not a curated record. The transcript is spliced from 5 exons. NCBI's taxonomy places the organism in Eukaryota, Viridiplantae, Streptophyta, Magnoliopsida, Cornales, Cornaceae.